CUCCCCUCCCUUGGAUCUCGGCGCACGCUGUUGUCCCAUUGCGCGUGCUCUGGUCUGGUGCGCAGAUUAUUCAAGUGUUUUGAGCAAGGGAAUAGUGGGUUGAUACGGAUAACUUGAUAUGUAAUGGGGGCAGUGGCGCUACUAUGUUCUGUUGAACCUGUUCUUGUCGAACCUGUGGCCUCCUAUAGUCCAGAUGUUUCAAUGAAAAUCCCUUUUGUCUGAAUAGAUAAAAAUGGGACACUGGUCAGCUGUAAGCCUGUAAAAUGCUGGUUUCUUGUCUGAGGAUGAAGAAAAUUGCUCAGUCAGACUAUACACAUGUUUAGGAGUUGCUCUCUCCAUAAAUAAGAAGAUUUAGAUUUGAGAUUUAGUGUUUCAGUUGGUCAUUGCAAGUAGCUAGUUCCGUGGAGCAACAUUUGAAGGGGAAAAUAACUCACAGUUGACAGAUUAGACCGUGCUAAAGAUUUCUAAUAGAAGAUGGAUGCCAUAUCUUUUAAGCAUAUGCCUUUUUUGAUUGUAUAUGCUUCGUUUCAUUUUGCGCAGAGUUCCUUUCUUGUAUAUAAGCUAUGGUUUUAAAUCUUAACAGAAUGAGCAGCGCUCACACCGUCCAUUGGAUUUUCUUUCUUGCUGUGAUCAUCUAUGGCUUUUUUUUUUUGAGAUCUGAAGUAGACAAGCCUACUCAGAAGGACUAGGAUAUUCAGAUAUCAGUAGGGAUCGUAAACUAGUCGGGACAUCUGCAGUCAACCGAAUAUCUCCUACACUCCUAGUCAGUGCAGCCAGAUUGUGAGCCAGGGAGUUUCUGCUUCUCUCCGCGUAUCUGACAGAGCUCUCCGAGAAGGAGGACAUAGCCUGACGAAUAUCCAUCAUGGUGCCAUAGCAGGGACAGCGCGUGGGAGUCUGCGUCGACAGUUCCUUGACAGUGAACUGGCUGUCCGUCUCGAUGAUUACAUGGCCAUUUGAAAUCUUGGCCAGCUCCUGGAGGCCGACAAGGACGGUUCUGGCCUCGGCCUCUUCCACGCUACUGCAGAAUGGCAGUUUUUUGCAGCAAGAGAAGAGUACACAGCCCCUGAAAUCACGGGCAACAGCACCAGUGGAACUUUCACCUGUUUCGGACAAAUAAGCCGCAUCAGCGUUGAGUUUGACAGUUCCUUGCGUUGGAGGGUUCCACUUUAUGUCCUGGGCAGGUGGCAAUCCCGGCGUGGUCACCUCCCUGACACAGAGUAGUCCAUGUCUUCAAGGGCAAGAGGACGUGCACGUCGUGGCCGGGGCCGGGGCCGUGGCAGAUGUUCUGUGGCAGAAUAUGAAAUGGAUCAUCAUGAAACAUCUGCGCCUUCUUCGCCGAGUACCACUUCUGAUAGAGAGGACAAUGUUGGUUUCACUCCCGAACAAGUCCAUGUUGCUUGUUAUGCAGGGCCUGCAGAGCCUUCAUCCAGUACACUACUCAAUCCUAAGAUUAACCACCGUUCGGAUGCAAUUUUUGGCGAUCAGGCCCUGGAGCAGUUGAAGUUGCGUCACCACAAACCCUUGAAAUUUCAUGAGAGGUAUCGUCCUUAUUUGAGGGAUGCUGGAUUGCUUGGUCUCUCACAAAUCUGCCAGAGAAUGCCUCAAUUGGACAAAGCCUUGAUUACUGCUCUUGUUGAGCGUUGGAGGCCAGAGACCCACAGCUUUCACUUGGCUUCUGGGGAGAUGACAGUUACGCUUCAAGAUGUUGCCAUGUUGUUUGCUCUUCCUAUUGACGGCCGACCGGUUUGUUCUAGUACUGAUCAUGAUUAUGGGCAGAUGGUCCUUGAUUGUCUAGGUCAUGAUCCAAGAGUUCAAUCAAUGCCUGGAAAAUCCUUCUUGCAUUACAAAUGGCUGAAGAAGCACUUCUAUGAGUUACCAGAAGGGGCGGAUGAUCAUACGGUACAGAGGCAUGUUCGAGCAUACAUCCUGAGCCUUUUAUGUGGAGUGCUCUUUCCAGACGGGACAGGAAGGAUGAGUCUGAUAUAUCUUCCAUUGAUUGCUGAUCUUUCUCUUGUUGGAACAUACAGCUGGGGUUCCGCAGCCCUCGCAUUCCUCUACCGAGCUCUUUGCUCUGCUGCCUCCUCCCACAACAUGAAGAAUAUAGGUGGUUCAUUGCUUCUCUUGCAGCUUUGGAGUUGGGAGCACUCUCAUGUUGGCAGGCCAUUGGCUCGAUCUUCCUCAGUCGCGGAGACAGACAUCCCACAGGACUUGCCCCCAAUUGGCUUCCGUUGGGUGGGUGCUCGCGCACAAAGUGAGAAUGCUACCCGCUGUCUUAAGCAGUACAGGGAUGAGCUAAAUCUGCAGCGAGCAGAUCAGUUGAAAUGGGAACCAUACAUGCUCAUUGAGUCCUCGAGCUUACCACCACUUUGUACAAAAGAUGCUGACCUGUGGAUUACUCAAGCACCAUUAAUAAAUUUUCCUAUUGUUGAGAUGUAUCUGCCUGAGCGAGUGAUGCGGCAAUUCGGGCUUCGUCAAUGCAUUCCGCCACCUUUUCGACCUACCCUACAGACAUUACAUCGUAUUAGCCGACGUGGUAGAGAGCGUGAAAAUUGGGAAGAGACACAUCAUGAGUAUAUUCAGGAAUGGGAAGCACGGCGACAGCGCAUAUUUCGGGAGACUGAGCAGUUUGAUUUGUCAUCUUAUGACGAGUAUCUGCAGUGGUACUCUGGAGCUACACGGCGAUAUCUUGUGCCAUCGACCGGUGAUGAUGCUGAAGCAGGACUUUUAUCCCCACCCGAUGAUUCUUCCGAUCUUCAGUACAAAGCCAAGUCUCCUAUGAUCCGUAAAGCGGUUGAUAAGCUGCAUGGUAUGAUGAAGAAGGCCAAGACAGCCAUGGCAUCCACGGCUGAUACGGCCACACAAGCCUUAGUGUUUGAAUUUCUGCAUGGCUUUGAAGAUGUCCUCAGUGAUCUUGGUGAGAUCAAGGAAAGGGGUGGCCCAGAGGCUCCACCUUUUGAUUCAGUCACCGGCUCACAUUGUGGCUCUGCUGCUCCCCAUCAUGAGUCUCUACUUUUGCUUGAAGCUGAACAGAACAUUAUAUGUGACAAUCAAGAGGGUGAAUACCUGGAAGAUGAGGACCUUCACACGGUGGAGCAGGCUACGUUGGGCUUUGAACCUAUGGGUGGGGAAAACCACCGCGUCGACAGUUUGCUACUGGACGUGCACGAAAACUGUGACUCGGCUUCAUUGGCCAUUGAGAACUGUGAGGCAGAAGACUUUGAUAUUCCACAGCACACUGAGGAUGUUGAUCAAGCUGGACAUGCUGCCGAAAUGGAACAUGGUGUAGAGGUGGUGGAACCCAUGUCCACAUGUGAGGAAAACAAUGGUUUCGAUGUUGCGCCCUCUCCUCCACAAGAGAGCGCCGAUGUCAAACUGGAAGGUGAUGAUGUAGCGACGGCAGAACACGAAGACGCGGAGGAGGAAGACGACAGCGGCUGUAAUGGCGCCCCUUCCUCACACCCAUAGUUGAUCUGUCUCAAAGUCAGAGAGGAAAAGAGACAUGAUGCCGAUUCCAGCUUCUUCAUGUCCAGAUAUGUAGGGAUUAGAAUGUAGUUGAUGCCGCUUUCGGGAGUCUGCCGUGAUUGGCGUUUCAUUUUUGCUGACAUUAUUGGGCUUGUUAUGCAGCAUGAUUUGUCGCUGGGACAAAUAGCUUCUUGAUGUGAUUCAAUCCAUUAUUUGUUUAUCACUCUACUACUCCUCUGUAUAAUGAUCUGAGCGCUCUUAUAUUUCUUUACA
Triticum aestivum (bread wheat) is the source of this 3735-nucleotide messenger RNA. RefSeq names its product serine/threonine-protein phosphatase 7 long form homolog. The coding region runs from base 1225 to 3465 and encodes 746 amino acids. The transcript is spliced from 4 exons. Gene Ontology annotation, biological process: meristem maintenance; meristem development. The record is from RefSeq and is a predicted model, not a curated record. NCBI's taxonomy places the organism in Eukaryota, Viridiplantae, Streptophyta, Magnoliopsida, Poales, Poaceae.